Molecule: messenger RNA, 837 nt
Organism: Penicillium canariense
Lineage: Eukaryota; Fungi; Ascomycota; Eurotiomycetes; Eurotiales; Aspergillaceae
Exons: 1
Coding region: 1-837 (278 amino acids)
Molecular function (GO): ureidoglycine aminohydrolase activity
Source: RefSeq, a predicted model, not a curated record
AUGGUCAACGACAAGAAAAUCGGUGCCUAUUAUGCACCUACCGGCGGAUUGCCGCCACAGACACAGCUUCUCACCGACCGCGCCAUGUUCACCGAAGCCUACGCGGUCAUCCCGAAGGGCACAUUCAGCGACAUCGUGACGAGCUUCCUACCCUUCUGGGACAAGACGCGAUUGUGGGUGAUUGCCCGUCCGCUAUCCGGUUUUGCCGAGACCUUUUCGCAAUACAUUAUGGAAGUGCAGCCGGGUGGCGGUAGUGAUCGCGCCGAACUCGACGACGGCGCCCAAGGGGUGCUGUUCGUGGUCGAAGGCGAAGUGACCGUUACACUGGCAGGUGAAUCGCACACGCUCGCCGAGGGCGGCUAUGCCUACCUGCCGCCGCAGAGUGGCUGGACCCUCCGCAACGCGGGCGCGACGACCGCCCGUUUCCAUUGGAUUCGCAAGGCUUAUGAAUCGGUGGAGGGGCUCGAUAAGCCUGACCCACUGUUCCUCAAUGAGAAGGAUAUCGCGCCCUCGGUGAUGCCGGACACCAACGGUGCUUGGGCAACCACUCGCUUCGUGGACCCGACCGACCUGCGUCACGACAUGCAUGUCACCAUCGUGACCUUCGAGCCGGGGGGUGUCAUCCCAUUCGCAGAAACCCAUGUCAUGGAACACGGGCUUUAUGUUCUGGAAGGCAAAGCCGUGUACCGGCUCAACCAGGACUGGGUGGAGGUCGAAGCAGGCGACUUCAUGUGGUUGCGCGCAUUCUGCCCGCAGGCCUGCUACGCGGGUGGGCCUGGCAAAUUCCGUUACCUGCUCUACAAGGACGUGAACCGCCACAUGAAACUAUCACGAUAG